Volvox carteri f. nagariensis is the source of this 441-nucleotide messenger RNA. RefSeq lists its product as uncharacterized. The transcript is spliced from 4 exons. NCBI's taxonomy places the organism in Eukaryota, Viridiplantae, Chlorophyta, Chlorophyceae, Chlamydomonadales, Volvocaceae. The record is from RefSeq and is a predicted model, not a curated record. Bases 1 to 441 code for a protein of 146 amino acids.
AUGGAAGGAUGGACGUCCCCUCUGCAGGGUGGCCAAGGAGCAGCCUCAUCCGCCGCAGCGGAGCUCAGUUCGAGCCUCCAGGAGGACAUACGCACGUACCGGCUCUGGCUGAGGCGGCGGGAGGAGGAGACCGCUCGGCAGCAGACGCGGCUGAGCGCGGAGAUGGCGGCGGCCGAAACGGCGGCGCGGGCGGCGCUGGGACGUCUGGCCAGUUUGGAGUCCCAGAUGGGUUUGCUGGCGCGAGGUGUUGAGGCGCUGGCGGGCCGAGUGGAGGCGGUUUCGGAGGAUAUGGCGGUGCUGCGAGGAGGCGACGGAAACCCGGCACGACGCUGCAGGAGGACGAGCUCUGGGGCUCUGGAAACGGAGCUUCAGGAAUUUAAUGUUCCGGCGGCGGCGGUGGCCGCAGCACAGAAGCACAACUUCUGGCCGCCCGUGCUUUAA